ACAUUCUCUUCACACCCCAAAAUUGUCAUCCCAUUCUAGUAGUUCAGCAUCUUUAAAACUUCCUAGGAGAUCAAUCAUGGGUGCUGUUACCUUCACUGAAGAGUUCACCAGCACCAUCCCGGCCUCCAGAUUGUUCAAGGCCUUGAUCCUUGAUUCUGACAAUCUCAUCCCCAAGAUUGCUCCUCAAGCUGUAAAGAAUGUUGAGCUAAUCGAAGGCGAUGGAGGCCCUGGAAGCAUCAAGAAAAUGAACUUUGGAGAAGGUAGCCAGUUCAAGUAUGUGAAGCAUAGGAUUGAUGCGGUAGACAAGGAGAAUUUGACCUAUGCUUAUACCCUGAUUGAUGGCGAUGCUUUGAUGGACAAGCUUGAUUCAAUUUCUUAUGAAAUGAAGUUUGAGCCUUCUCCUGAUGGGGGUUGCAAAGGCAAGAAUGUUAGCACAUACCAUACAAAACCAGGUGUGGAGAUCAAAGAAGAGGAGAUCAAGGAUGGCAAGGAAAAGGCUGCAGGGGUCUUCAAACUUGUGGAAGCCUACCUUUUGGCAAACCCUGAGGCCUAUGCAUAAUUUACCUAAUUUUGCAUGUUUAUUUGGUCUAAUUUAUCAUUCUGGAUGGAUAAUGAGUGUUUGUAUGCCAAUAAUCUUGUGAGCUUCUAAUAAUGCUCUUGGGCAUUAUUAGAAUUAGAAGAGUCUGUGUUGGUCUCUAUGUUACUCCUUUUCCCUUUUAAGUAUGUUGCGGAAAUGCUGGUUACUGAAAAGAUCAGAUUAUUCAUAUCGAUCAAUUUCUGGAUGGAACCUAAAGUUAAUAUUUGUUUGCUACCGCAAA
Coffea eugenioides is the source of this 818-nucleotide messenger RNA. Its product is annotated as major allergen Pru ar 1-like. The record is from RefSeq and is a predicted model, not a curated record. Gene Ontology annotation, molecular function: signaling receptor activity; protein phosphatase inhibitor activity; abscisic acid binding. Gene Ontology annotation, biological process: abscisic acid-activated signaling pathway; defense response. Bases 77 to 559 code for a protein of 160 amino acids. Lineage: Eukaryota; Viridiplantae; Streptophyta; Magnoliopsida; Gentianales; Rubiaceae. Gene Ontology annotation, cellular component: cytoplasm; nucleus. The transcript is spliced from 2 exons.